UCAAUAUUAAUAUGAUUCCGCCAGUUGGACCCAGAACAAGAUCUCAACGACUCCUGGAAGAACCAGUAAUCGACUCUCGUCGAGUUUCCUUUGGAAAAGGUCGUGGUACGUUGUCAUCAAACACCUUAGUGGAUCCCGGAACUAAUGUUGAACAGAGACCCUUGGGGGAGCGUACUCAAACACCUAGGUCAGGUGUAACGCCUGUACCUCCGGGGGAGACGACUCAAAUACACCCGGGUCUCAACCAACAAAGACUCUUGGAGGAGCGUUCUCAAAUACCCAGGUCGAGCUUAAUGCCUGUACCUCAGGGGGAGACGACUCAAUCAUACCCGGGUCAGAAUCAACAAGGCUCUACUGUAGUGACUCAAUUACCCAGGUCGAGCUUAAUGCUUGUACCUCAGGGGGAGUCAACACAGCUAAACACGGCUCUCGGUCAACAAAGCUCUACAGGAAACACACAACUAGUUCAAAACAGUCAAAGAAUAUCCAUCGGCACAAAUCCUGGUACCAGUGGUACAGCAUCUGCUCCGGUUAACUCUCGUACGUCAAGAUACAAGGUAGCGCGCAAGUUUCCCACGUGCUUACCAGAACAUGUUAUUAAUCAGGGAAACAAAUCACACAACUCUGAAAUUGAUACCCGUCUGGACCCACCUAAGUUCGGGCCAGAAAGGGGUAAUUCCGACAACAAGUCUGUCACAGACAAUUCUGAAAUCAAUACCCGUCUGGAUACACCCACUCUUGGGCCAGAAAGGGGCAAAGCAAACAAAAUGCUUAUUUCAGACAAUUGUAAAAGUGACACCCGUCUGGAUAUACCCACUCUUGGGCCAGAAAGGGGCAAAGCAAACAAAAUGCUUAUUUCAGACAAUUGUAAAAGUGACACCCGUCUGGAUACACCCACUCUUGGGCCAGAAAGGGGCAAAGCAAACAAAAUGCUUAUCUCAGACAAUUGUAAAAAUGACACCCGUCUGGAUAUACCCACUCCUGGGCCAGAAAGGGAUAAAACAAGCAAUAUGUUUGUUUCACACGACGUAGACAAGGAUACCCGUCUGGAUACACCAACUUGUGGGCCAGGAAGGAGAAAAUCAAACAAUUUAUUUGAUUCUGACUCUGAAAACAAUAUACAAGGGACACAACGUGGGAAACCACCCUGUCCAAAGGAGGUGUUGAGAGUAAUUGCACUGUUAGAAGACCCUCCAUCGGAUUUAUCUGAUGAUGUACUCCACCCUUGUAUAUUUGAUUUACAGCAACAGACUGAUGACAACUCAGAGCCUGAACAAGCAUCAGACUCUGAGUGGGAAGAUGAAGUCGAAACACUCUGUGAACCAGCAGUAUCUCAACCAGCAGUUCCUACAAAAGCCUAUAAGACAUCACAAGCUUCGAAACAUCCAAAAAAUUUUUCUGAUUGGAAAAUCUUGGAGGAUCAUCUUUAUUAUAGGAGACCCGAUCCCCUUAAGGAGAUCUUGGAAUGGGCCAAAAGAGUACAGCGUCUUGAUGAGCUCAGACAUAAAGUAGAAUCUGUUAUGAGAAAGGAAAAUGAGCGACAAGAGAAAUACCACGGAACUGAUUUAAAGAUCCCGGAGGUCGCUGUCGGUGACAAGGUCUAUUAUCCUAAUCGUAAACUGAGCAAUAAAGCGGCGGGGUACAGCGCGAGUCUUGGGUCCGUUAUUAGCCCGUUAGUCGUUGAAUUAAAAAAUGAACGCGGUAAAUUAUUAGGCCAACAUUAUAUACCCGACUCGAAGUUGCCACGUCAUAGUGAUCGAGUGAUGUGGAGAAUCUCCCAGGAGAUUAAGAACAGGCGAGAGAGUCGGCAGCGGCCAGACGCGGCUCAGGUCAACACCGGAGGAGUAAAGCCUGGAAUUAAUUCCGGGGCUGUUCAACGUGCCCUCCUCGCUGAGCUGCCGUCAGAAGCAGCAGUAACACCCAGGACAUCUGUUUUGUCUAGACUGGGACCGAUGGAACCUAGCUACGAUCCAUCCCCAGCAGUACUGACAUCCUCGGUCUUUGAUCGAUUGGGAGCUCUCCAGAUUGGAGAUGGACCAAAAGAGACCGAGGACGGUAAACACUCGGCGCCAGACCGGGCGAGAACCAGGCGAGCUAAUCGACGCCACGGAAGAGGACAUAAAAUCUGUACCGAGAUUUCAAAAUGGUGUGGGCUUAGCGGGAAUCAGAACAGGCUGAAUAGGCGCAGGUCAAAGUUUAACCUGUUGCUGGCCGACCCGACAACACCCAAGAACAUCUUGUGGAAAGCC
Cotesia congregata is the source of this 2249-nucleotide messenger RNA. Lineage: Eukaryota; Metazoa; Arthropoda; Insecta; Hymenoptera; Braconidae. The record is from the annotation of a GenBank genome assembly.